AUGGCAGAGGCUGCCAUUCUCGUCCUCCGCACCUGCGUCACGCUGCUUGCCUUGCCCAUCUACAUACUGUCCUUCCUGGGCCUAUGGGAGCCUUUCUGCGAGAAGAUAUUUUUUCCUUUCGUCAUGGACAAGCUUUCCACAAUUCAGGAAAAGAAAACAAAGAAGCACAAGCUGGAGCUAUUUCGGAAUCUACCUGACUUCAAGAGCCCCUCAGGAGAGCUGAAGCUGCUGGAGAUCGGCACUGGCUUAGGUACAAACUUCCAGUUCUACCCACCAGGCUGCAAAGUCACAUGCACCGAUAUAAACCCCAACUUCCAGAAAGGCCUUUCGAGAAACAUGAGCAAGAACCAGCACAUCCACUACGAGCGUUUCCUCGUAGCCGCAGGAGAAGACCUGCACCAGGUGCCCAGCGGCUCCGUGGACGUCGUCAUCUGCACCUUUGUCCUUUGCUCCGUGCACAACGUGAACGGCACCCUGAAGGAGGCACUGCGAGUGCUCAAACCCGGAGGUGCUUUCUACUUCUUGGAGCACGUGGCCGCCAAUCCUUCCAGCUGGAAGCACUUCUGGCAGCACGUCUACUACCCGACUUGGAAACUCGUCUUUGCUGGGUGCUGCCUAACGAGAGAGAUAUGGAAGAAUCUCGAACAGGCUAACUUCUCGGAGUUAAAUUUAAAACAUAUCGACGUUUCGCUGCCCUGGACGCCCGUUGAGCCCCACAUCAUUGGCUACGCCGUGAAGUAA
Molecule: messenger RNA, 741 nt
Organism: Apaloderma vittatum (bar-tailed trogon)
Lineage: Eukaryota; Metazoa; Chordata; Aves; Trogoniformes; Trogonidae
Product: methyltransferase-like protein 7A
Exons: 2
Coding region: 1-741 (246 amino acids)
Molecular function (GO): S-adenosylmethionine-dependent methyltransferase activity
Source: RefSeq, a predicted model, not a curated record